UUUAAAAAUGGUGAAAAGCAUUAAAAUAAGCAAUCCAUUAUGGCCAUCCAUUUCCAAUGCAUCAUGAGGUAUCGUCUCUCUCUUUUCCUGGGUUGCGGUUAAGUCAACAUAUGCUUUCUUACUGGACUACGCUUAUGAGCUGUAAUGGUAUGAAUGGCUCUUGAACCAGCAGAGAUAUCGAUAAUGAUGCCCAAAUAAUAUAGCGUUACAUGUUGAUCAAGUAAUUUAUAUCGAUUUGAUUACUCAACAACUGAUUUGUAACUGCAAAAGUAGAAGAUGGUGCCAGAGAACAUGAAGAAGAAACAACUUGCUUUGGCUGUGAGGAGCAUCCAGUGGAGCUAUGCAAUAUUCUGGUCUGCUUCUAGUUGCCAACCCGGGGUUUUGGAAUGGGGUGAGGGAUAUUACAAUGGCGACAUAAAGACUCGGAAAACAAGUCAGGCAGUACAACUUAGGUCUGAUCAAAUAGGUUUGCAGAGGAGUGAACAGUUGAGAGAGCUAUUUGAGUCCCUCGCAACUGCAGAAUCCACACAACAAACAAAAGGGCCUUCAACUGCGCUAAGCCCUGAAGAUCUCACAGAUACUGAGUGGUAUUACUUGGUUUGCAUGUCCUUUGUGUUCAAUAUUGGCCAAGGAUUACCUGGACGAACUCUGGCAAAUGACCAACCUAUUUGGGUUUACAAUGCCCCUUUUGGUGAUAGUAGAAUUUUCAGUCGCUCUCUGCUUGCAAAGAGUGCAUCAAUUCAGACGGUGGCAUGCUUCCCAUUUCUGGAAGGUGUAGUUGAGCUCGGGACAAGUGAUCUGAUCUCAGAAGACCUCAGUCUCAUUCAACGUAUAAAAACUUCUUUCUUGGAUGUUCUGGGUGCCAGUAAGUCUGGAUCUGCAUUUAAAACAAGAAAUAAUAAAGAUAUUACUUCUGCAGCAUUUGGCCACAGUGCUUAUUAUGCCAAAUUACCAGAAGUGGGAUCUGCUGUAAACAAUAAAACUUCUCCCAAUAGUUUGAGUGCGAUUGAAGCAAACCAACUGGCAGAUGAGACACACGUGGUUGAAAGAAUAGAUGGUGGUUCUUCUUUGGUCCAUAGCUGGCAAGUUAGGGAUGACGAAUUUUGUAACGAUGCCCAUAACUCCAUGAUUUCUAGUGACUGUAGUUCUCAAACUCUGGCUGAUCCUGAAAAGAUAGCCUGUUGUCCUAAGGAUCAAAACCCAACUGACCAUUCUGUGCUAGACCACCAGGAGUGCAAUAAAACGAAAAUGACCUUAAAGAAUUGUCGAAAUGAUGGUUGGCAUUAUCGAAAAGUUCUCUCUGCGGUUCUAAAAGACUCAGACCAGUCUGUAAUUAGAGCACAUUUUCAAAGUAGUAAUAAGGAAUCCAGCUUUGUUAGUUACAAGAAAGGAGGGUCAAUGAGUUAUCAAAUGUUAAAAGGAGGAACCCCACAGAAGUUGUUGAAAAAGGUAUUGCUUGAAGUUCCUCGGAUGCAUAUGGAUGGGCUUCUUGAGUGUCAAGAAGAAAAUGAUUACAAAGAGCAAAUGAGACCAGAGGUUGAUGAAAUUGGUAUGAACCAUGUAUUGUCAGAAAGAAGGAGAAGGGCAAAACUAAAUGAAAGGUUUCUAACACUUAGAUCAAUGGUUCCUUCAGUUAGUAAGGAUGACAAAGUUUCAAUACUGGACAAGGCAAUUGAAUACCUCAGAAAGCUUGAGAAGAAGAUUAGAGAGUUGGAAGCAUGUAGGGAGCUAAUAGAUUUAGAAACCAGAGCUAAAAGAACACCUCAAGAUAUGGUAGAGAGGACUUCUGAUAAUUAUUUUAACAAAACUGAUAAUGGCAUGAAGCCAAUGAAUAACAAGAGAAAGGCAUGUGACGUUAAAGAAACAUGGCAAGAAAAUGAUUCAGUUGCCCUAAAUGACAGCUCUACUAGUAGCGUCAUUAUCAAUUUGAGCAACACCGAAGUUCUGAUUGAAAUGAAACAUCCAUGGAGAGAAGGAGCAGUGAUGAAAAUUAUGGAAGCACUUAGGAAUCUCCACUUGGAUUUACGAUCAAUUCAGUCAUCAGAAGUUGGUGGGAUUCUUCAUCUAACCAUUAGAUCUCAGAUGAGAGGGCCAACUAUUGCAUCAGCGAAGAAGAUAAAACAAGUGCUGCAAAAAGCGGCUUGGAACUGUUGAAUUUUGUCGUUCUUCAAAAGCCCAUAAUAACAUUUUAUUCAGUUCAUGCCACUGCAGUACCUCGACGUGUAACAGAAGGCAUCAUUUAGAGUGGAGUCACCGGUGCAAUUUUUUGGAAUUCUUUGUAUGAAGACUUCCAAUAAAACGUAUCCCAUUACUUCUUGAAUAACACAAUGGAACAUAUUAGGCAUCUCUUUAAGCAGUUGAAAAAAUGGGUGAGGGUUUGAUUGCCUAAAUUUCUUGUAAUAUUAACUUGUAUGAUAUGUUAGCUUGACCAGUAAAUGUAUAUUCGUAGCAGAAAGGUUGUUUAAUGAAAGCAACAACGGGGCAGGAAAGAA
This is a messenger RNA of Prosopis cineraria, 2492 nucleotides long. RefSeq names its product transcription factor EGL1-like. The transcript has 8 exons. Lineage: Eukaryota; Viridiplantae; Streptophyta; Magnoliopsida; Fabales; Fabaceae. The record is from RefSeq and is a predicted model, not a curated record. Gene Ontology annotation, molecular function: protein dimerization activity. The coding region runs from base 277 to 2154 and encodes 625 amino acids.